AGUGAGCGUGGAGGCGCGGGCGCGCGGCGGAGCUCGAGCUGCUGCAGCUGCUGCCGCCGCCGCAGGAACCUCGAUCCCCGCGCUCCGGACACCCCGUGCCUCGCCAUGGCUGACCAGCUGACUGAAGAGCAGAUCGCAGAGUUCAAGGAGGCCUUCUCCCUCUUUGACAAGGACGGAGAUGGCACCAUUACCACCAAGGAGUUGGGGACCGUGAUGAGAUCACUGGGACAGAACCCCACCGAGGCCGAGCUGCAGGACAUGAUCAAUGAGGUGGAUGCUGACGGGAAUGGGACCAUUGACUUCCCAGAGUUCCUGACCAUGAUGGCCAGAAAGAUGAAGGAUACAGACAACGAGGAGGAGAUCCGAGAGGCGUUCCGUGUCUUUGACAAGGACGGGAAUGGCUAUAUCAGUGCUGCUGAGCUGCGCCACGUCAUGACGAACCUGGGGGAGAAACUGACUGAUGAAGAGGUGGACGAGAUGAUCCGAGAAGCAGACAUUGAUGGCGACGGCCAGGUCAAUUAUGAAGAGUUUGUACAGAUGAUGACCGCAAAGUGAAGGCCCGGGCAGCUGGUGAUGCCUGUUCUCCUGAUCUCUCCUCGCGCGCGCUCUCCUCUCUUCAACACUCCCUGCGUACCCCGGUUCUAGCAAACACCAAUUGAUUGACUGAGAAUCUGAUAAAGCAACAAAAGAUUGUCCCAAGCUGCAUGACUGCUCUUUCUCCCCCUUCCUGCCUCUCCCUCCACACCCUCAUCGCUUCCUUUUGCCUCCCAACUUCCAUUCACACCUUCCAGGCCUGAUGCAUUCAUAACAUGAAACCUACUCCUCUGGGAGGCCUCUGCCCUCCUCCCCCAGCCCGGGUGGCUCUCCCCCCGUUUCAGUUUGUUUCCUUUUGUUUGUCCUUUGGGUGCUGGGGUGGCUGCCAGCCCUGUCCUGGACCUGUGGGGAGGGGAGCAAGCCCUCGCCCGGGCAGAGGAGCAUGCCCUCCGCCGUUGCAUGCAACCAGCCCCGUGAUUCCAUGUGCAAACCCAGCAGCCUGUGGGGUGGGGUGCCAGGGAGGACGUUCAGGAAAGACUGACAGUCAAGGAAGUGUGGCAGUGACUGGAUGUGGCCCAGGAGGGGAGCAAGGGGCAGGAAAAACUUGGAAGCUGGCAUGCUUGUCACUUGAGGGGACACACAGAGCAGAACUCCAGUCCUACUGGCCCUGCUCUGAAACCAUCUGGCUGGCUUUCCAAGGCCGGGCACAGUGGAGGUGGGGGCUCUCAUUGGCCACCUCUGCCGCUCGUGCUUGCCCGUGUCUCUCCAGUGAUCUCUGCUGUUCUGUAAAUACCUGGUGCUAACAUCCCAUGCCGCUCCCCAAGGCCCGGCCGGCUGGCCACCCAGCCUAGGGCUGUCUAGGAACGGAUAUGGGAAUGGUCGCCAUGUAAUGUGCUGGUGAUCCUUUUUCCCCCACCCUUUAUGCCCCUCAAAACUUUUCAUUUUGUCCCAAACAUGCCGGGCCAGCUGACGGGUGGGGAGAGGGGAGACAGACCCCACCACACUCACGAGAACCAACCUGCAAUAAACACUCGUGUGGGCCACCGCGCAGAGGGCACCUGUUGCCUCUCUGGUGACUUGGCACCACUUCCUCCCCUCGCGCUGCCUCUGCCCUCACCCUGGCUGCCCCAUUACCCAGCGGAGAGCAUGAUCCGCGCCCUCGCUUCUGCUGACUCGCCUCUGGGACAUGUCGGUCAGUCAACGUGGGCAGUUCAGUCUGGGUCCGCUUCCUCUCUCUGUUUUCAUCCGGCCCCCCAGGUUGAUAAGAGGCUUUUCCUGGGACCUGCCCAGCUUUGAGACUCUUCUCCACCCCCUGGCACCAGCCUCAAGGGAGGUAGGGACAGGUCAAAGUGGGAGACCCAGCCAAGAGCUGAGGGCAAGGGCAGGUAGGCGUGAGGCUGUGGAUGUUGCAGAAUGUUUUGUUUUUGUUUUUUGUUUUAUUUUGUUUUUUAAACCGGGCAAUAUUGUGUUCAGUUCAAGCUGUGAAGAAAAAUAUAUAUCAAUGUUUUCCAAUAAAAUACAGUGACUACCUG
Molecule: messenger RNA, 2066 nt
Organism: Jaculus jaculus (lesser Egyptian jerboa)
Lineage: Eukaryota; Metazoa; Chordata; Mammalia; Rodentia; Dipodidae
Product: calmodulin-1-like
Exons: 1
Coding region: 106-555 (149 amino acids)
Molecular function (GO): enzyme regulator activity; calcium ion binding
Source: RefSeq, a predicted model, not a curated record